AUGACCACCAUUCGCGCCGCCAGAUUGACCUUCCCCCGGGCCAAUGGCCUCGUUGAAGCUGCUACUCGCCGAUAUGUAGCUCAAGCAGCGUCCUCCUCUCCCGCCCUGCUCCUCUCGAGCAGGCCUCGACGAGCACCAUCAUCACCAGCAACGACGGCCCUAACCCCCUCCCGACCAUUCCGUACCUCCCCCUCCCUCCAAAAGAAACUCAAAGCCAAGAAGAUGGCCGAGCAAGAAGCCCACAACCCCAACUCGGUCACCCACCACGACGACCCGGCCGAAGACGCCAAACACCCCAAACCCAACCCCGCCGACCUCCUAGACCUCACCGACCUCACCACCCGCUGGUCCGCCCUGGACGCCCACUACCGCGACGCCCUCAAGAAGCUCUCCACGGGCGGCCGCUUCAACCCCGACGUCAUCGGCGCCCUCCCCGUGACCCCUGACCCCAAACACGACCCGGGUCAGCGCUACCCGCUCCGCGAGCUGGCCCAAGUCGUGCCGCGCCAGGGCCGCAUCGUCUCGCUCCUCGUGCACGACAAGGCCCACGUGAGACCCAUCGUCGACGCCGUCCAGGCCUCGCCCGACUUCAACCAGCAGCCGCAGCGCUCGCCCGACAACGACCUCGAGCUGACCCUCACCGUCGAGCCCGAGCGCCGCGAGGACCUCGCCGCCCGCGCUCACGCCCUCACCCACAUCUGGCGCGACCGCGUGCGCCAGGCCACCGAGAAGAGGAGGAAGGUCCACGCCAAGUGGCUCGUGCAGAAGGAGGUCGUGCCGGACUUGAAGCGCCGCGCGGAUGCCGAGGUGCUCAAGGUGCAGACCAAGGUUUUGGGGGGGAUUGAUACGUUGGAGAAGGAGACUUUGGCGAGGUUGAAGUAG
Molecule: messenger RNA, 882 nt
Organism: Sodiomyces alkalinus F11
Lineage: Eukaryota; Fungi; Ascomycota; Sordariomycetes; Glomerellales; Plectosphaerellaceae
Product: ribosome recycling factor
Exons: 2
Coding region: 1-882 (293 amino acids)
Biological process (GO): translation
Cellular component (GO): mitochondrion
Molecular function (GO): ribosomal large subunit binding
Source: RefSeq, a predicted model, not a curated record